Molecule: messenger RNA, 216 nt
Organism: Dictyostelium discoideum AX4
Lineage: Eukaryota; Evosea; Eumycetozoa; Dictyosteliales; Dictyosteliaceae
Exons: 2
Coding region: 1-216 (71 amino acids)
Source: RefSeq, a predicted model, not a curated record
AUGAUUUUUGAAACUUUAAAUAAAUUAUCAAUUUCAAAUUUAUCAAAUAAAACUAAUAUUAAAAUAGAUUGUAGUUGUAAUAAUUUUAAAACAAAUGUUUUUGGAAAUAGUGUUUCAAAUACAAAUAAAGUAUUUUACAAUGAAACUAAAGCAUCCUAUACAAGACCAUAUUGGUCAUACUUUAACAGUCAUAUUGUAGCAACAAAAUUCAAUUAA